AUGCCCGCCGUCGUCGCGCCGGCCACGCAGCCGGCCCAAGGUGCAUUCGUCGUCAUACCUCCUCCGCCCGCCGCACCAGGUCUGCCCGUGCCUACUUACCUCCCGCCAAUCGCGCAGGUACUCGCUGGUCUCCCUCACCCGCCGUACAACAUCGUGCUGCCUCCAAUCAUCGCACACCAGCCUCCGCCCGCCACUAUAUACCUCCCGCCAAUCACCCAGGUACUCGCCGGUCUCCCUAACCCGCCGUACAACAUCGCGUUGCCUCCGAUCGUCGCACACCAGCCGGCGACAACGCAGAACCCCAGGAUGCAGCUGGACUUCAUUAUGAUGUAGCGACACAUGGUCUCUUAUCCAACAUAGCGCAGAGAAAUAGUUCUGAACUUGUCUUGAAAUUUGUAAAGUAGUCAGCCCUUGUCUAUCGAUUCUUUGUUGCGUACCUCGGGACGAUGAACCUUGAACUAAGUGUGAGUUGGAGCUCGUAGCUGAGAUAA
Phanerochaete carnosa HHB-10118-sp is the source of this 491-nucleotide messenger RNA. RefSeq lists its product as uncharacterized. The record is from RefSeq and is a predicted model, not a curated record. The transcript has a single exon. Bases 1 to 333 code for a protein of 110 amino acids. NCBI's taxonomy places the organism in Eukaryota, Fungi, Basidiomycota, Agaricomycetes, Polyporales, Phanerochaetaceae.